Messenger RNA from Trichoderma atroviride IMI 206040, 3808 nucleotides. RefSeq lists its product as uncharacterized. Gene Ontology annotation, molecular function: ATP binding; pyruvate carboxylase activity; metal ion binding. Gene Ontology annotation, biological process: pyruvate metabolic process; gluconeogenesis. NCBI's taxonomy places the organism in Eukaryota, Fungi, Ascomycota, Sordariomycetes, Hypocreales, Hypocreaceae. Gene Ontology annotation, cellular component: cytoplasm. The record is from RefSeq and is a predicted model, not a curated record.
CCGCAGCAGGCGCUGACCUUCAACGAUGUCUUCGACGAGGAUGAUGUCGAUGAGCCCAAGGAGGCGCAGACCAUCCACCACAUCCGUGCCAAUUCCAGCAUCAUGAAUUUUAAGAAGAUCCUUGUUGCCAACCGUGGUGAAAUCCCUAUCAGAAUUUUCAGAACAGCCCACGAGCUCUCAUUACACACAAUCGCUGUCUUCAGUUAUGAGGACCGACUCUCUAUGCAUCGCCAAAAGGCCGACGAAGCCUACGUCAUUGGCAAGCGAGGCCAGUACACCCCUGUCGCAGCUUAUCUCGCCGGCGACGAGAUCAUCAAGAUUGCCGUAGAGCACGGCGCUCAACUGGUUCACCCGGGUUACGGCUUCUUGUCCGAGAAUGCUGAGUUUGCCCGCAACGUCGAGAAGGCUGGCCUCAUUUUUGUCGGCCCCACCCCAGAUGUGAUCGAUGCUCUUGGCGACAAGGUCUCGGCUCGCAAGCUUGCCAUUGCCGCCGGCGUCCCGGUCGUCCCUGGAACCCAGGGAGCUGUAGAGAAAUACGAAGAGGUCAAGGCCUUCACUGAUGAGUAUGGCUUCCCUAUCAUCAUCAAGGCUGCUUAUGGUGGCGGUGGUCGUGGUAUGCGAGUUGUUCGCGACCCCGAGAGCCUGCAGGAAAGCUUUGAGCGAGCAACUUCCGAGGCCAAGUCUGCCUUUGGCAACGGCACCGUCUUCGUAGAGCGCUUCCUCGACAAGCCCAAGCAUAUCGAGGUCCAGCUGCUCGGUGACAACCAUGGCAACAUUGUGCACCUGUAUGAGCGUGACUGCUCUGUCCAGCGCCGACACCAAAAGGUCGUCGAGAUUGCUCCGGCCAAGGACCUCCCCCAGGAAACCCGAGACGCCAUCCUAAACGAUGCCGUCAAGCUGGCCAAGUCCGUCAACUACCGCAAUGCAGGCACUGCGGAGUUUUUGGUUGACCAGAAGAACCGCUACUACUUCAUCGAGAUCAACCCUCGUAUUCAGGUCGAGCACACCAUUACCGAAGAGAUCACUGGCAUCGACAUUGUCGCCGCCCAGAUCCAGAUCGCCGCUGGCGCUACUCUGGCUCAGCUUGGUCUUACUCAGGACCGAAUUUCCACUCGUGGCUUUGCCAUUCAGUGCCGUAUCACUACUGAAGACCCUGCUGAGGGCUUCCGACCAGAUACCGGAAAGAUCGAGGUCUACCGAUCCGCCGGUGGUAACGGUAUUCGUCUUGAUGGUGGUAACGGCUUUGCUGGAGCUGUCAUCACUCCUCACUACGAUUCCAUGUUGGUCAAGUGUACUGCCCAGGGCAGCACCUACGAAAUUGCCAGAAGAAAGGUGCUGCGAGCUCUUAUCGAGUUCCGUAUCCGAGGUGUCAAGACCAACAUUCCCUUCUUGGCUUCUCUUCUGACUCACCCAACCUUUAUUGAUGGAAAUUGCUGGACAACCUUCAUCGACGAUACCCCGCAGCUGUUUGACCUCGUAGGUGGCCAGAACCGUGCCCAGAAACUGCUGGCGUACCUCGGAGAUGUCGCUGUCAACGGUAGCUCUAUCAAGGGCCAGAUUGGCGAGCCCAAGUUCAAGGGCGAAAUCAUCCCCCCCGAGCUUUUCACUUCCUCUGGUGAAAAGGUCGACGUCAGCCAGCCUUGCCAGAAGGGUUGGCGAAACAUCAUCAUUGAACAGGGCCCCAAGGCCUUUGCCAAGGCUGUUCGCGACUACAAGGGAUGUCUUCUCAUGGACACCACAUGGCGAGAUGCUCACCAGUCUCUGCUGGCUACCCGAGUUCGAACCAUUGAUCUCCUCAACAUUGCCAAGGAGACCAGCCAUGCGCUUUCCAACUUGUACAGUCUGGAGUGCUGGGGUGGUGCUACUUUUGAUGUGGCAUACCGGUUCCUUUACGAGGAUCCUUGGGAUCGCCUUCGAAAGAUGCGACAGAUGAUUCCCAACAUCCCCUUCCAGAUGCUGCUUCGUGGCGCAAACGGUGUGGCGUACUCUUCGCUGCCCGACAAUGCCAUUGAUCACUUCGUUGAGCAGGCUAAGAAGAACGGAGUCGACAUUUUCCGUGUCUUUGAUGCCUUGAACGACAUCAACCAGCUGGAGGUUGGCAUCAAGGCUGUCCACAAGGCUGGCGGUGUUGUGGAGGGAACUGUGUGCUACAGUGGCGACAUGCUGAACCCCAAGAAGAAGUACAACCUGCCCUACUACUUGGACUUGGUUGACAAGCUGGUUGCCCUGGACAUUCACGUUCUGGGUAUCAAGGAUAUGGCUGGUGUGUUGAAGCCACACGCAGCUACACUCCUGAUUGGUGCUAUUCGCAAGAAGUACCCUGAUCUGCCCAUUCACGUUCACACUCACGAUUCCGCUGGUACGGGUGUCGCCUCCAUGGUGGCUUGUGCCCAGGCCGGCGCCGAUGCGGUCGAUGCCGCCACAGACAGCUUGUCUGGAAUGACUUCUCAGCCUAGCAUCAACGCUGUGCUGGCUUCUUUGGAAGGCAGCGAGUUUGACCCCGGCUUGGAUCACAAGCAAGUCCGAGCUCUGGACACCUACUGGUCCCAGCUGCGUCUGCUCUACUCUCCUUUCGAAGCCCACCUUGCUGGACCCGAUCCCGAGGUGUACGAGCACGAAAUUCCUGGUGGUCAGCUGACCAACAUGAUGUUCCAAGCUUCUCAGCUCGGCCUUGGAUCCCAGUGGCUUGAGACCAAGAAGGCUUACGAGCAUGCCAAUGAGCUGCUUGGCGAUGUUGUCAAGGUUACGCCCACUUCCAAGGUCGUCGGCGAUCUCGCCCAGUUCAUGGUUUCCAACAAGCUGGGCCUGGAAGACGUCAAGGCCCGCGCUUCCGAGCUCGACUUCCCCGGCUCCGUGCUGGAGUUCUUGGAGGGUAUGAUGGGCCAACCCUACGGCGGCUUCCCCGAGCCUCUCCGCACAGAUGCCCUUCGUGGACGACGGAAGCUCGACAAGCGUCCUGGUCUCUUCCUCGACCCUGUGGACUUCACCAAGGUCAAGCGCGAGCUGGGCAAGAAGUUUGGCGCGCCUGUUACGGAGUGCGACAUUGCCUCUCAUGUCAUGUACCCCAAGGUGUUUGAGGAUUACAAGAAGUUUACCGCCGAGUACGGCGACCUUUCAGUCCUGCCCACCAGAUACUUCCUUUCUCGACCAGAAAUCGGUGAGGAGUUUAACGUACAACUGGAGAAGGGCAAGAUCCUUAUCCUUAAGCUUCUUGCUAUCGGUCCUCUGAGCGAACAGACCGGUCUUCGUGAAGUCUUCUUCGAAAUGAACGGUGAAGUCCGACAGGUUACCGUCGCUGACAAGAAGGCUGCCGUUGAGAACAUUAGCCGCCCCAAGGCUGAUGCUAGCGAUUCCAGCCAGGUUGGCGCUCCCAUGUCUGGUGUCUUGGUUGAGCUGCGUGUCCACGAAGGCUCCGAAGUCAAGAAGGGUGACCCUCUUGCUGUUCUGUCUGCCAUGAAGAUGGAAAUGGUUAUCUCAGCUCCCCAUAGCGGAAAGGUGGCCAGUCUCCAGGUCAAGGAGGGCGACUCUGUUGAUGGCUCUGAUCUGGUGUGCAGAAUUACCAAGGCUUAGAUCAUUUGUCAAGAGUCGAUGAGAAGGAAAAGAAUGAUUGUUUGAACUUUAAGAGUGUUUACUAGCGGGCUGUUUGGACCGGGCAAACAGAUGACAUAAAACAUACAAAACGGUGUUUCUCCUUGUACAAUGGCACAGCAGGCGUGUGCAGAGUAGGGAACCGAUUAUAGGAUUAUUCAGUAGGAUUAUACAAAGUAUCAAUUAUACAAAGUACCAAACGCAGAUACGGUUCAUUAUG